UGGUGUUUUGCCUGUGUGUGUUUGUAUGAGGAUUUUGGAUAUUCUGGAGUUACAAAAACUUGGUUCUUAAUAACAUUUAUUUGUGUCCAUAUGAAUGCACAUAUGUGCAUGCUCAUAUGUUCACAGAUAUCAGAGAACAACCUUCAGAAACUGGUUUCCUUCCAUCACAUGGGAUCCCAGGAUCAAAUUCCAGUUGUCAGUCUUGAUAGCAAGCAUCUCUACUUACUGAGCCACCUUGCUGGGUCUACUGGUUUUUUUUUUCUUUAAAAACAAAACAAAACAAUACAAUGCUUCUACUCCAAAUAAAUUAUGGUUAAAAAAAAUAAAGCAGGUAAAGAGAUGGCUCAGCAACACUUAACUGCUGUCUUCCAAAGAACCCCAGUUGUUUUCAGCGCGAAAUGGCAGCUUACAACUAUCUGUAACUUCAAUUCCAAGGGCUGUGACACCCUAUUCUGAUCUCCAUGGCACCCAGCAUGAACUUGACACAUGUAUAUGAAUAUGUGCAAGAAGAACUAAACAUAAAAAUAAAUCUUCUAAAGAAACCUCAUGAGGUCAUGAGGUGGCUCUGUGGGUAAAAUUACUUUUCUGGCAAGCCAUGAUGACCUGAAUUUUCCUGGAACCCAGUUCUAUUGUACACAUCUGUAGUUUCAUUGCUCUUAUGCCAAGUGGGGAUGUAGAAAGAGGAAAAUUGCCUAGAAAGUUGUGGACCACCUAGCUAGAUUGCACAUUGCUAUAUAAAUCACCAGGAAGAUCCUGCCUGCCUCAAAACAAGGUGGAAGCCAACCAGCAACUCCAGAAGUUGUUCUAUGAAUUCCACAUAUACAGCGCAGUAUGCCUGUGCUGCAUUCAUGCCCAUACACGUAACAAAGAUCAAGAUGAUAUUAGUCCCACUUGUCUUGAGCCCUGGUAUUGUCUGGGUGAGGAGCACCGGCCAGAUAUCACAGUGUGGAAUAGAUCCCAUUUGGUUAGUAUUUUCCAUUUCUAAACUAUCAUUAAAAUCCUCUCUAGAGUCACAUCUUUUAUUUUAGGACUGCAACCCUGCCAAUUUGAUCCUAUGUUCCCAGUGACAAACUGGUUAUCAUUUAACUUAGCCCAGAUGUGCUUCAUUUAUUCUGCAUCCCUGACAGAAAGAUUUUGCAAUUUCUGGCCUCUGUUCCUCUCAUUUGCCUUUGAGUGAUUUCAUAUAAUCUUUGAUAUAUUUGAAGACUUUUUGUUGAAGUUUAUUCAUGACCAUCAACACCAGUGAUAUUAUGCUUUAAAAAUCUUUUUUGGGGCCUCAGCAGGGGCAUUUCCACCACUUCCAUUUCCAGGCAUAUGUCACAGGACAGCUCAUCAUAACCAAUGAGGUCCUAGUGGAUGAUUGUGAAGGUGACUAGAGCCAUGGCACUAGUUUAGAAGGGAAGAGAGGGGAGCCAGAGGAACAGGCUGUCCAAAAGUUAAAUUUUAUGUUUUAUAUUCACAACUAGGUUAGAUUAGCCAGUUUCCCACCUGCUGGUAAUUUUGGAUUACCAAAACUUGUGUUGCUUCCUUUUUAAGUUAAUUUAACAACCUGUGUGCUGAGACAGAUAAUGGUAGCACACAGCUAGGCUACAUAAGAGUCUGUCUCAACAAACUACCAAAACUUCUCUGCCCUACAUCUGGGGAUAUAGUUCACUUGAACUCAUGAAUGCUUGCCUACCUUUCAUGGAUAUGGCCCUAAUACUUGAGAAAUGGAGCCAGAGGAUCAGGAAUUCAAAGUCAUCCUCAGCAACACAGUGAUCAGGGACUAUCCUGGUCUACAUGAACUGUCUCCUCCUGCCUCCCAAAAAAGUCAAACAAGGUCAAGUCUCAGGGCUAUUUUGAUCAACUCAGUUCUUUUUUUUUUCUUUUUCUUUUUUCAAGACAGGGUUUCUCUGUAUAGCCCUGGCUGUCCUGGAGCUCACUCUGUAGACCAGGCUGGCCUGGAACUCAGAAAUCCGCCUGCCUCUGUCUCCCAGAGUGCUGGAAUUACAGGCGUGUGCCACCACUUCCAGGCCUUUAUGAGACUGACGUGCUGCCUACUGCCCUAACGAGGCACCUCCAACUCAGUCCUUAACCAUUGCCAUUUUAAGGGUUUCCUAAUUUCUUUUGUACAUUUAUUUACCAAUAUGUAGAACUUCAUAUCACACAAUACAUACAUUAUAAGUAAUUAUUGUCUUGUGUUUGCUUGAGAGAGGUUCUUGCUAUACAAACUAGGCUGGUCUGGAACUCUAUAUGUAUUCCAUGGUCUCCUGAAUACUAGUAUAGAAAUGAGCUACCAUGUGCCCAGUGGUCUCUGAUUUUUAUGAGUGCUUAUACCAGUAAGUAAUCUAUAACUAAUGAAUAAAUCUUCUGAUAAUUGGGCCUCAGAGACUUGAAUGUGAAGUAAAAUGCCAGGCAUCUGAAGAUUUGCAUUCAUUUUGUCAAUUCCAUUCCUGUUUAGCACUGGUCCCCAAGUUCAUUGGUCAUGGCUCCUCGUUCACGGCGGCGAAAGCACAAGAAAGCCCCACCAGGGAUUCCCAUCCUUGAAAUCCCACCCACAGAAGUGUCUCCAGUGCCUCCAGCCCUCUCAGAACCUGGCCCUAGCAUUGAUGCACUUGGCUUCAGUUCUUUGGACAGUAAUGUCCCAGGUCUGUCCCAGUUGAUCCUCCAAAAGCUGAACAUGAAAAGCUAUGAAGAAUACAAGUUGGUGAUAGAUGGGGGAACCCCAGUAUCAAGCUUUGGAUUUCGAUGUCAACAAGAAAUGUUCCAGAAGAUGGAGGACACGUUCAGAUUCUGUGCUUAUUGUAAAGCACUCCCUCAUGGCCUUUCCAAUUGCAAGGUUCUCCGGCACUGUAAGAGGUGCAGAAAUGUCUAUUAUUGUGAUACCGAGUGCCAGAGGUCAGAUUGGCCAGCUCAUAGGAAGGUUUGUCGAGAGCUCCGUCUGGUGGCUGUGGAUCGUGUCAUGGAAUGGCUUCUGGUCACAGGUGAUUUUGUCCUACCCUCAGGACCUUGGCCAUGGCUGCCUGAAGCUAUACGGAAUUGGGAUACCUGGUUUUCUAUGAGGGGUUUACAGCUAGAAUCUACAUUGAAUGCUCUUCUGGGUAGUCACGCUAUGACCAUGCUUUGGGCAAAUCUAGGAAGGCCACGGCCAGACCCAGAUGUCUUGCAUGGCUCUUUGAAGAGGCUGAUGACAGAUGUUCUGUCACGACCCUUGACCCUGGGCUUAGGGCUUCGGAUUCUGGCGAUAGAUGUUGGAAAGACUGGGGGAAGCACAUUGCAUGUGGUUGGCGCUUCCCAUGUGGAGACAUUUCUCAUUCGUUCUGGAGAUUAUGACGAGCUUGGCUACAUGUUUCCUGAACACCUUGGCCUUCGUGUGAUCAUGGUGGGUGUAGAUGUGGGUACUGACCUUUUACAGAGUUCCUCAUCUUUACCCCUGGAGCCUGGAACAAUUCAGCUUAGUGGCCACAGGGCCCUGUAUCAUGACUUCUGGGAGGAGCAGAUAGAGACUGGGAAUCUGGCCCAUCCAGAUUUGGUGGCGGCAUUCCAUCCAGGUUUCCACGCCUCCCCAGGCUUGAUGGAAGCUUGGCUACCCACCCUGCUGCUACUUCGUGACUAUGAGAUUCCAACAUUGAUUACUGUUUACAGCCAACAGGAAUUGGAAGCCUCUUUGCAGAUUCUGGUGAACUUGGAUACACACAUCAUUGCUUGUGGAGCUAAUCCUUUCGCAUCCCUCAAACCAGAACAGGUCUAUUCUAAUCCCAACAAGCAACCAGUAUACAGCAGUGCCUACUACAUCGUGUUUCUUGGAAGUUCCUCCUGCCAAUUAGAUAAGAAACAACUAGAAGAAAAAAGCACAAUUUUUUCUUCUAUCUGAAUUCCUGGAAAAUGAAAGCUUAAUCAAAUUACUCUGUUGAUGUCAGAUUUUUGCCACUUUUGAAACCUAUUGUUGUAUGCUAAACCUUAUUCACAAUUCAAGUAAAGAUUCUAAACCAAUAGAAGUUAA
Molecule: messenger RNA, 3982 nt
Organism: Apodemus sylvaticus (European woodmouse)
Lineage: Eukaryota; Metazoa; Chordata; Mammalia; Rodentia; Muridae
Gene: Mss51
Product: MSS51 mitochondrial translational activator
Exons: 6
Coding region: 2465-3853 (462 amino acids)
Source: RefSeq, a predicted model, not a curated record